Messenger RNA from Caenorhabditis angaria, 5033 nucleotides. The record is from the annotation of a GenBank genome assembly. NCBI's taxonomy places the organism in Eukaryota, Metazoa, Nematoda, Chromadorea, Rhabditida, Rhabditidae.
AUGCUGCUCUCACCGGAUCAAUUUUCAAGACUCAGCGAAUAUGCGGCCUGUAAGUUCAUUUUCCCAAAUUUUCAGAUUUUCCGUCUGAAAAUAUGCAAAAAAUUUGAAUUUUCACAGAUUCGCGCCGAAAAUUGAAGGAUAUGUUGAGCGAUUUUCAAGCGGACGGCAAAUUUUAUGCGUAUUUAUCGAAUGACGGACAGGUAGGUCAAAAAAAGAUUACUGUAGAUUACUGUAGAUUUUUUGGCGCGAAAAUUUUGAAUGAUUUCUAGUCUAUUGCACUUUCAGCUCAAAAUUGACUGACGUCAAACUUUUUUUUUUGCGAUUUUUCUCCACUAAUCCGUAACUAAUCUAAUAUUUUUUUUUGAAAAAAAAAAUUUUAAAGGGACAGCGAUUUUUUUUUGCAGACUAUUAACUUCGAUGGAUUUCGAGCUUUUAUUUUGGAUUUGUUUGGAACUGAUUUGCCGUCAGAUUUGGUUGAUCAAUUGUUUUUGUCGUUUUCAAAACCGCCGACGAAAGGUGAGAAAAUCUAGAUGUCAAGGGUUGGAUGCUUGAGAGCGAUAUGCACCUCAAGCAGCGACGCCUUGACAGCUAGUAUUAGUUGUCAAGGGUCGGCUGCUUGGAAACAAGAUGCACCUCAAGCAGCGAUGCCUUGACAGCUAGUUUGAGUUAUCAAGGGUUGGCUGCUUGAGAGCGAUAUGCACCUCAAGCAGCGAAGCCUUGACAGCUAGUAUUAGUUGUCAAGGGUUGGCUGCUUGGAAACAAGAUGCACCUCAAGCAGCGAUGCCUUGACAGCUAGUUUGAGUUAUCAAGGGUUGGCUGCUUGAGAGCGAUAUGCACCUCAAGCAGCGAAGCCUUGACAGCUAGUAUUAGUUGUCAAGGGUUGGCUGCUUGGAAACAAGAUGCACCUCAAGCAGCGAUGCCUUGACAGCUAGUUUGAGUUAUCAAGGGUUGGCUGCUUGGAAACAAGAUGCACCUCAAGCAGCGAUGCCUUGACAGCUAGUUUGAGUUAUCAAGGGUUGGCUGCUUGGAAACAAGAUGCACCUCAAGCAGCGACGCCUUGACAGCUAGUUUGAGUUAUCAAGGGUUGGCUGCUUGGAAACAAGAUGCACCUCAAGCAGCGAUGCCUUGACAGCUAGUUUGAGUUAUCAAGGGUUGGCUGCUUGGAAACAAGAUGCACCUCAAGCAGCGACGCCUUGACAGCUAGUUUUCAAGGGUUGGCUGCUUGAGAGCAAUAUGCACCUCAAGCAGCGAAGCCUUGUCAGCUAGUUGUCAAGGGUUGGCUGCUUGAGAGCAAUAUGCACCUCAAGCAGCGAUGCCUUGACAGCUAGUUUUAGUUGUCAAGGGUUGGAUGCUUGAGAGCAAUAUGCACCUCAACCAGCGAAGCCUUGACAGCGUUGUCAAGGGCUGGCCGCUUGAGGGUACAUAUGCCAAGCGACGAUGCCUUUUCGAGCUUCCUAAAAGCUUCCGCUUCGCGGAAGCUCGCGGAAGCUUGCGGAAAACCAAAAAUUUUUCACAGAACGUCGAACCUCCCUCUUCGAAGAUGCGAUUCAUACAGUCAAAGCGAAAUUCAGCGAAUCUUUGUCGGGUCGAAUGGAACGUCUAAAUCUCUCAAGUUGUCCGCCAUCAAGUUCUUCCGGAGCGCAAAAUUCCGACAGAAGCGGACAUCAAAACGGAUGCGGAAACGAGCAAUUGGUGUGUAUUCCGGAAGAUGGAACAUUGACAUUGGUCGAGAAUUCGCUGCAUCAGGGAACUUUUUUGUUUCCAGGUGAGGGUUUCAGCACAAAAUUUCAGCCCAGAAAGGUAUUUUUCUACAGUAUUCUGGUUGAUCCAUUUUUUUCGGAAUUUCUGGCACAAUUUUCUACAGUACCUUUUCAAGUGUUUCUAGACCCAAAAUUUGUGCUGAAAAAGCUGGAAAUAUUGAUUUUCAGAUAUUUUCAGCAUUUUCACAGAUUUCAGCACAAAAUUUAACCUAGAAACAUAUUUUUCUACAGUAAUCCGGUUGAUCCAUUUUUUCGGAAUUUCUGGCACAAAUUUCUACAGUACCUUUUCAAGUGUUUCUAGACCCAAAUUUUGUGCUGAAAAAGCUGGAAAUAUUGAUUUUCAGAUAAUUUCAGCAUUUUCACAGGUUUCAGCACAAAAUUUCAGCCUAGAAAGGUAUUUUUCUACAGUAUUCUGGUUGAUCCAUUUUUUCGGAAUUUCUGGCACAAUUUUCUAGACCCAAAUUUUGUGCUGAAAAUGCUGGAAGUAUUGAUUUUCAGAUAUUUUCAGCAUUUCCACAGGUUUCAGCACAAAAUUUCAGCCUAGAUACCUAUUUUUCUACAGUAACCCCUGGUUGAUCCAUUUUUUCGGAAUUUCUGGCACAAUUUUCUACAGUACCUUUUCAAGUGUUUCUAGACCCAAAUUCUGUGCUGAAAACGCUGGAAAUAUUGAUUUUCAGACAUUUUCACCACUCUAAAAGGUUUCAGCGCAAAAUUUCAGCCCAGAAAUGUAUUUUUCUAUAGUAUUCUGGUUGAUCCAUUUUUUCGGAAUUUCUGGCACAAUUUUCUAGACCCAAAUUUUGUGCUGAAAAUGCUGGAAGUAUUGAUUUUCAGAUAUUUUCAGCAUUUCCACAGGUUUCAGCACAAAAUUUCAGCCUAGAUACCUAUUUUUCUACAGUAACCCCUGGUUGAUCCAUUUUUUCGGAAUUUCUGGCACAAUUUUCUACAGUACCUUUUCAAGUGUUUCUAGACCCAAAUUCUGUGCUGAAAACGCUGGAAAUAUUGAUUUUCAGAUAUUUUCAGCAUUUCCACAGGUUUCAGCACAAAAUUUAACCUAGAAACAUAUUUUUCUACGGUACCUUUUCAAGUGUUUCUAGACCCAAAUUUUGUGCUGAGACUCAUGGAAAUAUUGAUUUUCAGAUAUUUUCAGCAUUUUCACAGGUUUCAGCACAAAAUUUAACCUAAAAACAUAUUUUUCUACAGUAUUCUGGUUGAUCCAUUUUUUCGGAAUUUCCGGCACAAUUUUCUACAGUACCCUUUAAAGUGUUUCUAGACCCAAAUCUUGUGCUGAAAAAGCUGGAAAUAUUGAUUUCCAGAUGUGGUCGCAAUAUCUCCACCCUCUCCAGCACAUUCCUCAUCUUCGGCCACAAAUUCAACCGAACCCCGAAUUCCGCUGAAACCUCUGAUCUGCACGUUGUCUUUGCUGGAAGCCGACACUCCCGAAAAUAAAUUGGAUGUCGUUUUUCAUAUUUACGAUUCGGAUGGCAAUGGAUAUUUGGAUAAAAGUGAAAUUGACGGGAUUAUUGAGCAAAUGAUGAAUGUGGCGAGAUAUCAGCAAUGGGAUACGAUCGAAUUGGAACAGGUUGGAAAAUGCCGGGGAUUUUUUGACACCAAACAAGCCUGGGAGCAUUUUUCAAAGUUCUGGGGUACUGUAGAUUUAAAGGCGCAUCUUUUGACACCAAAUUUGUCUAGGGUUACUGUAGAAAGCCACGUGGAUUUUCCAAUAUUCACCUGGAUUACUGUAGAUUAUUUAAUGGCGCCGCAUUUUUAGACAUGCCUAAAUGGGUACUGUAGAAUCCUCUGCUACAGUACCCCCUGAAAUUUUCAGAUUCUGUGGAUUUUUGGCGCCAAAACUUACAGUAAUUCUUGAAAAAAACCCAUUUUUCAUCAAAUUUGGACUCAAAAAAUCGCAAAUUUUCACUGCCUACCGUAUCUACAGUACUCUCGAUCUACAGUACCCCCCCCCCCCAAACUACAGUACCCUUUGCAGAUCAUCCGCCAAAUGAUGGUCGACAUCGACUACGAUAACGACGGAAUCGUCUCGUUUGACGAGUGGCGACGUGGCGGUCUAACAAACAUACCGCUUUUGGUCCUGCUCGGAUUCGAUACAGUAACCCACAGUACCUACAGUACUCCACGGAAAUUAUUAUUGAUUUUUUGCAGGAGAUGAAGGAGGACGGAUCGCACGUCUGGAAAUUGCGACAUUUCUCCAAGCCGACUUAUUGUAACGCGUGUUGUAGUAUUUUGGUGGGAUGGGGUGGAAAACAGGGAUUGAGUUGCUCAUGUUAGUUUGGUUUUUCGAGAAUUUUCAGCGUUUUCACGGGUUUCAGCACAAAAUUUGAGCCUAGAAAAGUAUUUUUCUACAGUAAUCCGGUUGAUCCAUUUUUUUUGGAAUUUUCGGCACAAUUUUCUACAGUACCUUUUGAAGAGUUUCUAGACUCAAAUUUUGUGCUGAAAAUUGUGGAAAUAUUGAUUUUCAGAUGUUUUCAGCAUUUCCACAGGUUUCAGCACAAAAUUUGAGCCUAGACAGGUAUUUUUCUACAGUAAUCCGGUUGAUCCAUUUUUUUUGGAAUUUUUGGCACAAUUUUCUACAGUACCUUUUAAAGUGUUUCUAGACCCAAAUUUUGUGCUGGAAAUCAUGAAAAUGUUGAUUUUCAGAUGUUUUCAGCAUUUUCACAGGUUUCAGCACAAAAUUUGAGCCUAGAAAAGUAUUUUUCUACAGUAAUCCGGUUGAUCCAUUUUUUUUUGGAAUUUUUGGCACAAUUUUCUACAGUACCUUUUGAAGAGUUUUUAGACUCAAAUGUUGUGCUGAAAAAGCUGGAAUUAUUGAUUUUCAGAUAUUUUCAGCAUUUCCACAGGUUUCAGCACAAAAUUUGAGCCUAGAAAAGUGUUUUUCUACAGUAACCCGGUUGAUCCAUUUUUUGUGGAAUUUUUGGCACAAUUUUCUACAGUACCCUUUGAAGAGUUUCUAGACUCAAAUUUUGUGCUGAAAAUGCUGGAAAUAUUGAUUUUCCCAAAUUUUGUUUCCUUACAGUAUGCAAGUAUACGGUACAUGAGCGUUGCGUUCGUUCGGCUUCCAAUAAUUGUAUCCGCACGUACUCGUCACGUCAGCAGGACAAAUUAUAUCAUCAUUGGCAGGAUGCCAACGCGACUGCGAAAUGUGUAAAGUGCCGGACUACUGUAGGCGUGUUUCAGGGGAAAGGAUGUAGAUGGUGUCAUAAUUAUGUGAGUUUGAAGAGAUCUGCUCUCGCUGUCUGCGUCUCUCUGCGUCUCUGA